Molecule: messenger RNA, 2150 nt
Organism: Schistocerca gregaria
Lineage: Eukaryota; Metazoa; Arthropoda; Insecta; Orthoptera; Acrididae
Gene: Tango4
Product: pleiotropic regulator 1
Exons: 11
Coding region: 136-1524 (462 amino acids)
Biological process (GO): mRNA splicing, via spliceosome
Cellular component (GO): precatalytic spliceosome; Prp19 complex; catalytic step 2 spliceosome
Molecular function (GO): protein binding
Source: RefSeq, a predicted model, not a curated record
GAGGGGGAGAGUCUGAGAGAGAGAGAGUGUGUGUGUGUUGUGUUUUGGUAGUGCUAGUGUUAAUGUAAACACAGGGAAGUGUUGUGAAAAUAAGCAGAACACUCCGCUUUUAGCAGAUAACUUUACAAGAGAAAAAUGACUGAGGAAGUCCAGAGACACUCUGUACAUACUCUAGUGUUCAGAUCACUAAAGAGGAGUCAUGAUAUGUUCCUCUCGAAUCAGGGGAUAUUAGCACCUAUUGAUGAAAAAGCAGAAAAGGUAAAGAAACUGGUGAAGUCGAGAGAUUGUUAUGGGCUGGUUUUUGAUCGCGUGAAAAGGGCCAACGCCAUGAAGCAGAUGCAAAACAUCGAGAACAGGGAACCCAAUAGUCAACAGCCUCUUGCAAUAAUGGGGGCGGAUGCACCGGCCGUGCCAUCGCCUGCAAUGUCGGAGGCGGCGCUGGUGCCAGCUGCACCACCGGUUGCGCAGCAGCAGAGUGCCACCUCAGCCGGUGCUACAGUCCAGACUCUGAUCCCACGGCGUGCACCUGCCAUGCCCAAACCUAAGUGGCACCCACCGUGGAAGCUGUACCGCGUCAUCUCUGGUCACCUGGGCUGGGUGCGCUGCGCUGCCGUAGAGCCCGGAAAUGAGUGGUUUGCGACGGGGUCAGCUGACAGGGUGAUAAAGAUCUGGGACCUGGCAUCUGGGCAGUUGAAAGUGUCCCUUACGGGCCACAUCAGCAGCGUGCGUGGGCUGGCCGUGUCGGCGCGCCACCCAUACCUCUUCAGCUGCGGUGAGGACCGCCAGGUCAAGUGCUGGGAUCUUGAGUACAAUAAGGUAAUCCGGCACUACCACGGCCACCUGAGUGCUGUCUACACAUUGGCACUGCACCCUAACAUCGACGUGCUGGCGACAGCGGGCCGAGAUGCGACGUGCCGCAUCUGGGACAUGCGCACCAAGGCGAACGUGCACACCCUUACUGGCCAUACCAACACAGUUGCCUCUGUCAUCUGCCAGUCCGCCGAGCCACAGAUUGUGACCGGCAGCCACGAUUGCACUAUAAGGCUGUGGGACUUGGCCGCUGGCAAGUCGAGGGCCACAUUGACCAACCACAAGAAGAGUGUCCGUGCGCUCGUCUUCCACCCGACAGUGUACAUGUUUGCAUCUGCUUCACCUGACAACAUCAAGCAGUGGAAGUGCCCAGACGGCAAGUUCGUGCAGAACCUGCCGGGCCACAACGCAAUUAUCAACUGCCUGGCGGUGAACCCGGAGGGGGUGCUGGUGUCGGGUGCGGACAAUGGCACGCUGCACUGUUGGGACUGGCGCACCGGCUACAACUUCCAACGCCUGCAGGCUCCCGUGCAGCCAGGUUCUAUGGACAGUGAGUCCGGCAUUUUCUCCAUGACUUUCGACAUGAGCGGUAGCCGACUCAUUACUACUGAGGCAGACAAGACGAUAAAGAUUUACAAGGAGGACGACACGGCUACCGAAGAAACACACCCGAUCCACUGGCGCCCAGAAAUACUCAAGAGGAGGAAAUACUAAGUGUCGUGAAAGUUGCAGUGCACGUGUAUGUAAAUGAUUGGUCGUGGCUGUCCGACCUAAAAAUAAAUGCGAUUUCAGUAUAGAAACAGUUCAUCUCUCACAGAUCCCUCCAACUGUCAUAGCAAAUUUAGAAAAAAGCAGAAUCGUUGCAGUUCAUUAUCUUUUACUGUGAGAGAAUUUGUGUGUGUAUGGUGACUGAUCCAUUUUUUGGAAAAGAAUAUAGGCAUUUUAAUUAAAGAAAUUGGUUAUGUAAGCAUUCUGUAGCCAUCAUUAAUUCAUUUUCAGUUUUGAGAUGAAUGCUGUUGCUUAACCGACAAUCAACUCUGAGGUGGUAGUGAAAUAGAAGAAUCAAUAAAAACUGAAACAUUUUGUCUUGUUAGAAAAAUAUAUUUCUAUAUUAAAAUGUUAAAAUUAUUUUGUUUCAAAACUUAAAGUAGCAAAUAUGCAGGAAUUAUAUUCAGUUUGUCUGCUGAAAGCAGAAUAAGGAUUUUUCCGAAAUCACAUUUGCUAAGCAUAAGGCAACUUGUGUAACAUAAUGUAAGUUCAGUCCUUUAAUUAGAAUUUACCUGUCAUACAUUUAUAGUAAUAUAGCUUUCUAGCAAAAUGCAAUUAAAUUUUUAAUUAUA